GGGAUGAACUUUACUAUGAGACGUCCUGAUGUUCCACCAGUCAAGUCGCUAAAUCCUCAAGUUUUAUGUCUUAAAGGGAAUUUGCGUGGUACAUCUCAGCUUAAUCCUAUUCAGCCACACAGUUUAUCAUACUAUAAUAGUAACCCUUCUGCCAACAAGUUGGGAAGGGAAAAUGAUUUUUGUGGUCCAAAUUUCGUAGCAUCAGGGAAACCUCUAUAUCAUGGCAACAUACAUAAAAGCGCGGACAAGGAAAAAAUGGUUAUAUCAAGCUCCAAACCUUCUUUGAAAUUUCAAAGCGUUUUCGAAAAGAAAUCUAAGGAUAGAGACAGUAUGCAACUAAAGUGCAGGGAGCAUAGUACUGGAGAUCUAGCUAAGUGCCAAAAGAGAGAACAUUGUGUUAAACUACCUGCUCCUCAUCUGUCAAAUAUAGAGAAGACAGUGGUGCAUGAAGCUCCAAGUCCAGGACAUAGCAAGCUAAAUAUUAGUAAAUCAUCUGUAUCAAGUGCUCCGGAAAAUAGAUGUGGUCUGGUAGGUGACUUGAAUAGAUGUAGUGAUUCUUAUUCUGAAUCUGAUGAAGACUCUUGGAUUCUACACAAAAGGAAGGCUGCAGAAAAUGUUACAUAUGUGAAGCAUGAAGAUGCCACGACUAAGAGAUGUGCUUCCAUAAUGGAAGAUGCGCCGUGUUCCUUUCUUCCUCACAGAGACAACCAUCAGAGUCCGAAGAGAGUUAAAUCCUCUUCUGACUGUCCUGAAGACCAGAUUAGUGGGCCUCCAGAUGUAGGAGCUGCAGACAGAAGUGAAGGAAUCUCAGAAGCUUCGUCCUUGAACUCUAGAUUAGUAGAAAAAAUGUCUUCAGAUAGUGUCAUAGCAUUGAUAGGUCAAGAACUAUUCUGGAAAACAAGAAGAACCAUUACACACCAGCAGCGGAUCUUUGCAAUACAACUUUUUGAGCUACACAGACUAACAAAGGUACAGAAAAUGAUGGCCAGAUCACGAGAUAUAUUUUUCAAAGACAACUUCUAUCUCCACCAACCUUCUAUCAAAUUUUCUUCCUUGAAGACUUUGCCAUGUCAUGAUGUUCUUGAACCUCCUGUCGUGGCUCUUGAACAAAAGAUUUCUCCAAAACCAAACAACUUUGAGCUUCCGGUAGAUAAUGUUAAUCUUCCCCUCCGCAAAGAUAAUGAUAAGAAGAAUAUACCACAGCAGUCAGCUCAAAAACUAAAUGUAGGGACACCAACAUCGAUAUCUUUUGUAUCCGAUCCAAAAUUAGCACCUCGGUCCUUCCAACCACCUCCUGGAUAUCAGUGGUUAGUUCCAAUAAGGUCACCUUCUGAAGGACUUGUUUAUAAACCUUAUACAGGACCUUGUCCACCGCCUGGAGGGAUCAUAGCGCCAGCUUAUGGUAGUUGCAGGCCUGUGACUCUAUCUCCACCAAUAGGUGGAGACUUUGCGAAUGUGCCUUAUAAUGUACCGACUUCUCACAAGCAAGGUGUUGGGAUUUUUCCUGGUCCUGUAAUCUUUGAUCCGUCCUGCAUUCAACCUUACUCCAUGCCUGUGGUAAAGCCAUCUGCUUCAAGUUCAGCUAUCGAGCAAAUGAAUCCACUUUCCAGAAUCAGGUCAAGUGAGAAGGAGAAUAGUCCAUUUAUGCAUGAUGCCAACUUAGUUAGGCCUCAUCAAAAAUCACGCAACAUAUCAUUCCAGAAGAGCGCGGUCAUGUCAGAUUGUGAUCGAAUUAUUCAGGCGGAUAGAGGGAGUGACAUGCAAGGAAGUACAGCAAGUAGUCCUCCUGAGAGGGUGCAAAAGGAUGCACUUGCUCUUUUUCCUAUCACACCAACUGCAAAAGGAUCAGAUCAACCAGUUCAAGAUAACGACACGGAGCAGCAAAUUCAAGUGAUCAAGGUUGUGCCCCAUAACCCAAAGUCAGCAUCUGAAUCUGCAGCUCGGAUUUUUAGGUCUAUACAAGAAGAAAGGAAAAUGAAUUACUAGUAUGCAAAACCUUACAACUUAAUCUUGUAAGAAAAGCCCUUUCUGUUGUAUGUUUUCCCUUAUCUAAAUUUCCUUCAUUUUUUAGUUUUCCUCUUGGAUUAAAGAUUCUUUACUGUAUAUAUAUUCAAUGGAAAGUGAAAAGCAAUACAGGUUCAUUCUUUUUCUACAA
Messenger RNA from Solanum dulcamara, 2155 nucleotides. RefSeq names its product ELF3-like protein 2. Lineage: Eukaryota; Viridiplantae; Streptophyta; Magnoliopsida; Solanales; Solanaceae. The record is from RefSeq and is a predicted model, not a curated record. Gene Ontology annotation, biological process: regulation of photoperiodism, flowering. The transcript is spliced from 3 exons. The coding region runs from base 4 to 1986 and encodes 660 amino acids.